This is a messenger RNA of Impatiens glandulifera, 1452 nucleotides long. Its product is annotated as putative cyclin-A3-1. Bases 226 to 1239 code for a protein of 337 amino acids. Lineage: Eukaryota; Viridiplantae; Streptophyta; Magnoliopsida; Ericales; Balsaminaceae. Gene Ontology annotation, cellular component: cytoplasm; cyclin-dependent protein kinase holoenzyme complex; nucleus. Gene Ontology annotation, molecular function: cyclin-dependent protein serine/threonine kinase regulator activity. Gene Ontology annotation, biological process: mitotic cell cycle phase transition; regulation of cyclin-dependent protein serine/threonine kinase activity. The transcript has a single exon. The record is from RefSeq and is a predicted model, not a curated record.
UGAGGUUCUAAUUUUGGUUUUCAUGUGAGAGAGAGCGCCACUUCCGAAAACAUUUGAAAUUUGCAGACAUGGCUGCUUCUCUGGUAACAUGCCUUCUUAUUCACCCUCCCAAAUCACAGGCCAUAUCAUCAUCUCUUUCGUCGUCUUCGCUUCCCCGGGUCUAUCUCUUUCUUCUUCUAGGAAGAAUCAAUCAUAUAGGACGUGGGGGUGCGAGAGAAAUUAGGUAUGACUGUCAAAGUAAACUCAGUGAGUGUUACUCGCUUCGGGAAGAAGAGGACAGCCGAUGCAAUUGUCGGACAGGACUCUCAUCUGCAGCAUUCCCCCGCCAAGAAGAGAUCCCCUCUCGAUGGGAUUUCCAAUUUAAUUAGUACUCAUACGGCUGUACGUGAAAUUGAAGCAGCGAAGUUCGAUGAUUCUGAGAUGUGCGAUGGUUAUGUAACUGAAAUCUACGAUUAUCUUCAUAACAUGGAGAAAGAGGCAAAGAGAAGGCCGCUGCAAGACUAUAUCGACAAGGUGCAGAAAGAUGUGACUGCAAACAUGAGAGGGGUUUUGGUGGAUUGGUUGGUGGAGGUUGCAGAAGAAUACAAGCUUCAAUCCGAUACACUUUUUCUCUCAAUCACCUACAUUGACAGAUUCUUGUCUCUUAAUCCUCUCAAUAAGCAGAGGCUGCAGUUGCUUGGCGUUUCUUCAAUGUCGAUUGCAUCAAAGUUUCAAGAGAUUAAUCCUCCAACACUUGAUGACUUCUGCUACAUCACAGAUAACACUUACAAAAAGGAAGAGGUGGUGAAGAUGGAAGCCGACAUACUUAUGUCUCUUAAAUUCGAAGUCAGCAGUCCAACCAUUAAUACCUUCUUGAGAAGAUUCUCCAGGAUUUCUGAACAGGAUCGCAAAUAUCCUGAUUUGGAGUUUGAGUUAUUGGGAUGCUACUUGGCAGAGUUGAGUUUGCUGGACUAUGGCUGUGUCAAGUUCUUGCCAUCCAUGAUUGCUUCUUCUGUUGUGUUCCUUUCCAGGUUUAUGUUCCACCCUGAUAAACAUCCAUGGAAUGCAAACCUUGAAAGGUUUUCGGGAUACAAACCUGCCGAUUUACAGGAAUGUGUUCUUCUUAUACAAGACUUGCAGUUGGGUAAAAGAGGAGCCUCCUUGGUAGCAGUCAGAGACAAAUACAACCAGCAUAAGUUCAAAUAUGUUGGCUUGAUGAAGGGCCCUCUUCAAAUACCCAAUUUAUACUUUGAAGGUUAAAGAACGUUUGAUUCUUGUUUUCCCCAAAUUGGAUUCUGUCUAUCUAUCCGGUGGCAUAAGCUGACCUGAAUGACCCACGAUCAGACAAGCCAUUUCAAGGAAAACUUUAGGUGUUAAAUUAGUGUUUUGUUCAAAAUAUCCAAAUUUUUUUUUGGCUAAUGUCUUAGUUUGUACCUAGAAAGUUUAAUAGUUUAGUUUAUAAAAAAAUCAUUC